Glarea lozoyensis ATCC 20868 is the source of this 1740-nucleotide messenger RNA. RefSeq lists its product as uncharacterized. The coding region runs from base 1 to 1740 and encodes 579 amino acids. Lineage: Eukaryota; Fungi; Ascomycota; Leotiomycetes; Helotiales; Helotiaceae. The record is from RefSeq and is a predicted model, not a curated record. The transcript has 34 exons.
AUGUUGUCAACUACACUACUCGCCUCCAGAGGUCUACUUCUUUUCGCGGCCGUUACUGGAUCCCCGAUUUCAUCUGGCACAGACCUCGUCAAUACACUUGCGCCUCGCACUAUUUCUCCUCGUGCUGUUUACUCAUACAAAGGGUGCUACACUGAAACCACUGGUCGAACACUGAAAUACAGACAAUUUAUCAGCACUUACAACACUAUUGAAUUUUGCUCGGUUGCCUGCUCAAACUAUUUGUAUUUUGGUGUUGAGAAUGGGAAUUCGUGCUAUUGCAGACAAUCGAUCAGCAAAGUGGCACAGGUUGCUCCCGCUAGUCAAUGCAAUAAGCCUUGCACAGGAAACCCUUCUCAAAUCUGCGGUGGUUCGAGUCGACUAAACAUAUAUGUUUUACGAAGCGGGGAUAGUUUUCCGGGGCCACCUGGUCCACCGGGCGUCGCUGGCCCGAAAGGUGAUAAAGGCGAUAAAGGAGAAUCGGGAGUUCCUGGAGUGCCUGGAGUGCCAGGCGUUGGUUCGAAAGGAGACAAAGGUGACACGGGGACAUCAGGAUCGCAGGGUGUUCAAGGCGCGCCAGGGGCGAUGGGAUCUCAAGGUCCCCAGGGGCUGCAGGGAUUGUUUUUUCUGUCAGGCUUUUGUCUCAGGACACCUGGAAGUGCUGGUUCACCUGGUACUAAUGGUUCACCUGGCGUCCAAGGUCCGGCUGGGCCAUCGGGAGAAACAGGCCCUCAGGGAGAAAAUGGAAGUGAUGGGAGCGAUGGAGUAGAUGGCGUAGCCGGCGCCGAUGGACUGGAUGGCGCCCCUGGAGAAGACGGGAUUGGAAUUCAAGGUCCUACUGGUCCGGCUGGUAGCUCUGGGGCAGAUGGAGCGCCAGGUCCGCCAGGAACCCAGGGCACGAAAGGAGAUACAGGUUCACAGGGUGCUACUGGUCCAGCUGGAAGUGCUGGCGCCGCUGGCAGCACAGGGGCAACAGGGCCCCAGGGUGCAAAAGGAGAUACCGGUAGUAUAGGCAAGUCUAGCUGGCGCGGUGAAACACAAUAUUCCCAGCCCCAACUGGUGCUCAAGGUCCGCAAGGCAUUCAAGGGUUGCAAGGAAGUUCUGGAUUGCCAGGUUGGUGAAAUAUCUCUUAUUCGUUAUAUCAAGACCGCCUACGGCAGUUGUGCAACAGGCGCUACGGGACCCACUGGUCCACAAGGAGUCGCCGGCCCCGGCUGUUCAGCCAGAGGAGUCGACCUAGGCUUCGAAGCCAUUGGCAUAACAGGCAGCGCCAACGUCCCAUGGGAAGUAUCCAACACCGGACUAACAGGCGUAACCUACGAUUUCUCCAGCACCGCGACAGCAGCGCGUCAAGGCAAUCAAGUCGGUCUCGUCACUUACGGGGUGCUCGCAGCCAGAAGUGCAGGAUUCGAUCUCCAGCACAUCUUUGUGUGUCCUAACACCGUUUACACAUUCAGUAUCUGGACUCACAUCCAGGGACUUACGAAUACGAAAGCUAACUCCAUGAGCUGUACUAUCACGUACUCGAUGGGAAAUAACAAUGGGCAAUUGGAUCUCGUCGCUACUACCAAUACGACGAAUGGGUUCAACACAUUCUAUCAACAGACGACUGGGACGUUCAGUUCUGACGCUCGCACUGAUGUGGUUUUAUACAUCUUCGUCAAUUGUCCUAAUGGUGGUGUCGGUGUUAAUCCGAAUGGCGCGCAGAUUGUGUUUGAUGAUAUCACGUUCACAAACUCUUAG